ACGGGAAAAUGCUGUCGUGAGCAAAAGCAAAAGGUGGAAAAUUCGUGCGAUAUAUUUUCCCGUCAUAAUAUUUUCCAAAAAUUUCCAAGAAAAUCACAUUUAAUUUACAAGGAAUUUUAUAUAAUUGGAAUAAAGUGCUAAUGCCCAAGAGACAAAAAACUCCACCCCUUCUGCCUUCAAUGUUGAAAUUUCGUGUAAAUGGAUGGUGAUGCUGUAAAAGCGGCAAAAGAGGUUUUUCCAAUGUGAUUAGUGGGUGAGUGUCCUUAUUUUGCCAACCCCCUCCUCGCAAAAUUCAUGGGUGUGUGCAGCAUAAAAGAAGUGAACGGAAGGUGAGACGAAGAAAUCGCAAAAGGUACUCUGGUGCAGAAUUCAAUCACACGGGGUGGUUUGUGCGGCGUGGUGGAUUGAAGUGUCGAUGAAGGAACUAAAUAUUGGUGGUUGAAUGAUGAAGACUUUGGGUGGCAAUGUGUGAGACAUUUUCUCGUGUGUGCAAAUAAAAAUCGUAAAUCUGGCGCCGAGGGAGGCAACGGGCAUGGGGGCGGGAGAAGUUGUGGCGGAAGAAAAUCUCCCAGAUCCGUUGGAUGGUUUGAAUUAUCUCGGGGAAAUCAACGAGACAUCCACUGAGGCGUACAUCGUGUACCCAGGACCCGACGAUGUCAGCAUCAGCCGUCCUUCGGAGGGAAUUUACCAGCAAUCUGUGACGCUCACAGCUCGUAUGUGGCCACCCGUUGAGGCGGGUCCGCAGAGGACAGUGUGGGGUCUUCCUGCGGUUGUUUGGGGCGUUGUAAUCGGCUGUACUGUUGUUGGGGUACUCGUGGUGGCCACCCUCUUCUUCUGCUGCUGGCUCCUGCCGCGGAGUCGAAAAUUUCUCAGUCCAUCGCGCUGUGGUGCUGCCGUUACAACAACAUCCGGAGAAGCCGGUGGAGGAAUUAUCAUGGCUCAUCACAAUUCUCAUAAUUCUCAACCGUGGACAGGUGUUCCGCCACAAUACACAGCUCCUGCGCCACCUGUUUCACACUCAGCCACAACACAGGGGCAUCAUGCGUCCAAUUCAAAGGCACACACAUCCCGGAAUUUAAUGCCAGGGAAUUUUUGUAAUCUCGUACCGUGUCAGAGCACAAUUCCCGAAACUCAUAAAUCAAUGUGGGCCAUUAAUCCACUCUACACCUCUAGUUCAGUUCUUAGUGAAUCCGAGGAAUCAUCCUACAGGACAAGAUCUCUUCCGUCAUGGGGAAAAGGUGCCAAACAGAGACCCGUCUCAACAACAGAUGAUCUCGAAGAACUCUACGCGAAGGUGAAUUUCAGCAAGAAACGUCGCAAUCGCAUGCGUAAUGACGAAGCAGCAAUAAUUGCUCUAUGUCGCUCUCGAUCACAAAAUUUAGCUGUUUUGCCCCUCGAGCGCGAUGGGAUUGUUGUUUAUGACGAAAGGACAGCCCUCUAGGAAAGCCAUGACAUAUUCAUUAUUAAUUCCCAAAUAAAAUUAAUUUGGGAUUCAUCCCCACGAAAACUAGUCAUAUUUAACAAAGAGAAAAUAGUAAUAAAAUUCCUGGACCAUGGUACGGCAUAUCAACUCAAUAAAGACAAAUAAUAAGUAUCCCUUUAGAGAUCCAGUAUUGAUAUUUCUUCUAGCCUAAAUUAUGUUUCUUUUUUUUGUAAAUUCCGAAAGAAUAAAAUUAUAUUGUUCUUCGGUGCAUAUAAAA
Messenger RNA from Lutzomyia longipalpis, 1700 nucleotides. RefSeq lists its product as uncharacterized. Bases 533 to 1441 code for a protein of 302 amino acids. Lineage: Eukaryota; Metazoa; Arthropoda; Insecta; Diptera; Psychodidae. The transcript has 7 exons. The record is from RefSeq and is a predicted model, not a curated record.